UCCGUUCUCAGUCACAAACGAUUGAUCGUUCCCCAUCAAUAGAUCAAGAUGUUCGUGGGUGCGCGUUUUUUGAAAAAUUUUGUUCUCGUUUUAUUUCUUGGAUAUUCCUUUGCAUUGGAGUUGCAAUCUGCAGAAACGACCAGUCCAUUGCACAUAACUACAUUUGUGACGCCCGGAAAGCGUCUUAAACUACACGUAGGGAACGUCGAUUACCCAACAAUUCGCUGGAAGUUCAAUGGAACGUUCGUAUCGAAAAAAUGUGAAGUUCAGAGUAGUCCAAAAAGUAGCACCCUAAUAUGUACUGACAUGGAUUGUUCAAACGAAGGAUUUUAUGAAUGCCAAGGAAUCACACAGGAAGGGCAUAGUGAAGCAUUGCUAGCAGUUUACGUAAAAAUGGUAGAAUGCGAAAAAUCUGCCAAACAGGAAGCAGAACCCGCAGAACGCGUCAUGAGAAUCAGAGAACAAUGUUUUUGCUCCGGAAUCACAGACAAAUGUGAAAUGGCGGAUAAUCUUUUCAGACGCAAGAUUGUAACUAGUCUUCUGGACAGUAAUGUUGUACCUUCAAAGUGGUCUAAUGACAAAAAAUCACUAAAAUAUUACUCUCUGCCCGUGCAGAUGAAAGGAAAUCUGCUCAUGUCUUAUGGAGGAUUUCUAGAUAUUCCAGCAACGGAUCACGAAGGCGUUGAUAACCCAGACGUAGUACUUCAAGGCAGCGAACAGACACUCGUUUACUAUCAUAAUCGAGAUUCGGAGAUCAGUGGAGAGCUGAAUCGAAAACGUAUUCCAAUGACUGAACAGGAGUGGCGUCACCUAGAUGGAAGUCAUGUUUCCAGAAAUACAUUCAUGACUGUAUUGUCGAGGGUGAAGGAGUUUUACGUAAAGAGCAACGCUACUGGUGGACUAGAAUCACUUGACAUCGUUUUGGAUAGUGCCGAUUACAAAGAUCAUGGAUUGGGUAAAGUCACAACAGUAGAAAAAUGUGCGUGCCACGUUGGAUACGAUGGCCUAUCGUGUGAAAAAUGCUCUAAAAAAUUCAUUCGACGGCAUGCUAUUGGGCUACAGGGAGUAUGUGUUUCCUUCAAAGAAACGUGGGAUAAGUAUAAAAGAAUAAUUGCAAUGCAAAAGAAUAACGAUUUGUACAAUAAUCGUCUGAGAGUUUAGUUGGUAUUAAAAGGAUAACUGUCUAUGAAUAAUAUCCAAUAAAAUAAUUCGAAACAAGCAAUAAAUUGGUAUAAAUAUUUUCC
Molecule: messenger RNA, 1244 nt
Organism: Aedes aegypti (yellow fever mosquito)
Lineage: Eukaryota; Metazoa; Arthropoda; Insecta; Diptera; Culicidae
Product: basement membrane-specific heparan sulfate proteoglycan core protein
Exons: 2
Coding region: 49-1161 (370 amino acids)
Source: RefSeq, a predicted model, not a curated record